GGAUUUGACAGCCCCCUACCUUCCUAGGGCGUUUCCAUUAGGGCCCAAAGGGGCGAUAUUGAGACGCUUCAGAGGCUAGCGUUGUUCUGUCCUUGAACAAGUAAGUUUUGCAAGGAGAACUCGAAUCUCUAGGGGAGGAGGUAAGCCAGCAAAGGGCCAGUAGGUAUUGGUCUUCCCUUGCUUGUAGAGCGCUUCGCAAUUGCAAUAUGUAGUAGCAUCUAGCCAGUGGGCGAUUGUCAUUGAAGCAGCACGUAGAAUGGCAGCAGAGUUUGAGCAACUGCUGGCGGACCUCCGCACGCUUGUGGAUGAGAAGCUUGGCGAGAUCGAGCAUGCGCAUCAUGGGCACGCCAGGUGGCUGGAGGACAAAGGGCGAAAGUUCUUGCGGGCCAUUGACAUGGUGGCCCAAGGAUCAAAAGAUGGGGGAUUCAAGGUACCACAAAGUAGGAAACCCAAACAGGGGGCGCGGGGCCCUAAUGAUGAGAACAUCCCCCCUGGUCAACAUGCGUUUGCGGCACAGACUCCUGCGGCGGUCAAGAAGGCGAGGGGUCUCGCAGAGGAGGCGACGCCCGCACUGCGAGUAUCCUCAAGGCAGCGGCAGAAAGUUCUUAGAGACGUCCCGCCAAGCAACAAGCUCUCAUCUGCAACACCUGCACCCCAGUCGGCCGCCCAGCCAUCAACCAGAAGCUCUUCCCGACAACCUACGGAGGAUUUGACCCCUGCGCGAGAUGACAGGACAACCACUCAGGCGGUCCCUGAGAACGUCCCGGCUUCAGUUCCCGCCGUUGACACCGCAGUGCCAAAGGAGAGAGCAGAAGAGAGCGCACCAGCUGCUGCUGCUGAGACUGUCGCUGCGGAAAGUGUCAAGCGGUCCUCAGGGGCGGAUGCUGACCGAUCAGAUAAGGUGGAGGUUCAGAAAGAGGACACCGGCGAGGGAGAGGCCGAGGCAGCGGGUAGAGAAGAGGCUGCAGAGGUUGCAGAAACUGAGCGAGUCGUUUACACCAGGCGGGCGAAACAGGCUGCGGCGGGUCAGGUUCGGUCAGAGGAGAAGAAUGAGGAAAAGAGUUUGAGGAAGCGAAAGGGGAAGCGAGGAGCCGAGGAGGCGGUUGCCGAUGAGCAAAAGGGGUCGGCUGAGAAGGAGGCGCCUGCUGGCGUCAUGCAGGCGGCUGCUGAUGUCGCGGAGACGCCAGCUGAGGCCAAGGAGACGCGUGCUCGAGGUAGUGGCGGUUCAAAGAAGCGGAAGGAAAAGACGGGCUUGGAUGAGGCGGUUGUCAGUCAGGAAGACGGGCCCGUUGACAGUCCCAAGGAGCCUGCUGAGGUGAAGGACUUGCCUGCUGACGUCAGCAGGACACCUGCUGGGGGCAAGGAGUUGCCUGCUGAUGUCAGCCAAGUCCUUCGAGACCAGCAGGACUUGCUGCCACCUGGCGAGGCCCCAUUGGUUAACGCUGCUGUAGAGCAUGGGGGGCCUGUAGAAGGGCCCAAUGUAGCAACGGAAGUGGUGAAGGAACCAGAGGCGGAGACGGGGGCUAAGCGCCGGGGGAAGAAAGAAGCGGUUGAUGAUGCAGCAACCAGAGGGGCAGAGGCAGACUUGAAGCAGACGGCCAGUGAGACUGUGCCAGCUGGUGGGCGGAUGACGCGGCGGCGGGCCAAGGAGUUGGGAGUGGACUUUGAGGCUCUGCCGUCAGGGUUGGUCGACGGGAGUGAGGUGAAGGCGGGUAAGAAGGGGAGACAGACAAGGAAAAACAGGAGAAAGGAGUUGGACGAGGGCGCAAUCCGGCAGCAGGCCUUGGAGAAAGAACUAGAGGCGGCGGGCGCACAGGUAGAGGCCGCUGCUGACGCCAAGAAGCCGGCGGAGGCGCGGGAAAACGGGGCAGGGGGGGAGACGACGCCUGCCAAGCCGAGCGGGGGGGAUGCGAAGGAGGGUACGGCCGAUGAGAUGGUCUCAGCGGAAGAGGGAAGUGGGAAGCAAGUGGACAAGGCCACUGUUCCCGAGACUCCCGAGGAAGGGCCUCCGGUUCGCAGAUCGCAGAGGGAGAAGCGGGCGAAUGAGGAGGCGCCAGCUGGCAGGGUGACGCGGGGGAGGGCGGCAAAGGGGACGCCACUUACUGCCGCCACCGAGGCGGAGACUGUGGCAGAGGCCUCUGCUGAGAAAGCGCCUGAGGCUGCGGCUGAUGCUGAAGAAGGGGGUUUGGGGGAGGAUCAGGCAGAGCCACCUCUAGUUGAUGGGAGUCCGGUUGUCAAGGAGGGGGUUGACGGGGCGACCCUGCAAGAGUCGGAGGCAGUGCCGGAGUCUGAAGAUGAGGCGCUUGCGACGAAGAAAAAGAGGGGUAAGAAGAAGGGCAGGGGUAGGCAGAAGAAGACGCCCCCAGCGCUGCGGGCGUCAGAGGACGGGGAACGAGAAGCCGGGAAAGAGACGGCAGGUGAGAAAGAGCUCUCUCAUGAAGAGGAGCAUGGCAGGGAGGAGGCAACGGUUCUAGAGUUGGGGGGUGCAAACACGAACGCAGAGAGGCAGCCGAAAGGCAAUGACGGGAGUGAACAGGAGGGGGCUGUGGAGGGCGUAGUCUCGGGCCUUGUGAGCAACCCAGCCGAGCCGGCAAGCACCACGCCAGAAGCUACUCAUGAAGCCCCAACCCCCACAACAGGGCCUUCGGAAACCGUGGCAACCCCUGUAGAGAUAGACGCAGCCCCGGUAUUGGAGCUCGGAAGCCCGAAGCCCCCCACCCCAGGCCCCCGGCUAACUAGAUCGGGCUCAAAGGCGGGGGAUAGCUCCCGGGAAAACGGGGGAAGCAGCGCUUUUGGGUCACCGGUGCCAACCGCCCCUGAAUCUGCACUUCGGGGCACUCAGUCGGGCGCCCUGGCUUCGCCCGGAAGAGUCCUCCGGUCAGCUUCCAAAAGCCCCGGUUCUCCUUCGGCCGUCGACAACGCACAAAACCCUGUUCCCAGCGCCUUAACCCCUGUCCCGAGCACCCUAACCCCUGACCCCAGCGCCCUCAACCUUACCCCGAGCGCCCUUAACCCUGCCCCGAGCUCCCUUGACCCUUCCCCGGUUUCCCUAGGCAGAGCCACACGGGCAGCGUCAAACGCCCAGAUUACACCCGGUACUGUUCCUCAGGCGGAAGAAGAGCACGUUCCGGCCGUUGCUUCACCGUCCUCCUCUUCCGCGGAAGAGCGUUCCGAUAGGAGAACCCGGUCAGGAUCUCGCGCCCGAAAAGAGACCGGCGAAACUUCCCCACCCGCCGUCCUUCCUGCCCAGGACUCUGCGGACGCUGCAUUGUCCCCCGAUUCCCCAGCCCAAAAAUCGGCGUCUCUCUCCCCUGUGUCUCCUCCUCCGGACCCAGCCACUGAUGGCAACCAAGUGCCGUCGAUCUCAGAAGAUGCAAACACCGCGGAAGCCCCUCAGCCGUCCGUUUUCUCGCCUGUUAUAGUCACCCGAUCAGCUUCACAGGCCCGAACGCCUCCGGAGCAAACGAAAACGCCCGUCUUUUCCAGCGCCGACAUCGCGCCAGGAUCUGGCAGCAGGAAGAGGAGCCGGGGAGAGGGUGACGUCAGCGACCAGCCGACUCCGGAAGGUUUAGCGAGGGUUAGCGGAGAGAAAGGCACUCCGGGCGUCCUGACCCGCAGCCAAAGCAAGUUGCGGGGGUCUGCUGACGUCACUCCGGGCUGGAACGGGUCUCCGGAAAUAUUGGAAGGAGACCUAAGCGGGGUCCUCGUGUCUCCAAAGAGCCCCUCUAGUGACGAAGCCGCCAAGUUGACCGGAGCUAGCGUUCAGUUCCCAGCUUUACCCAAGCAGAGCCCCAAGGAAAGUCCCAUCCAGAUGAGGAAAACGGAAACGGAGCCCCAAACCCGAGCGCCUGUUGCAAGCCCCCCGGUAAGUGCACGGGCGUUUGAAGCGGAGAAGAAGGAGACAGUGGCUCCAUCUCCCCGUCAGGAUGCUUCCCCAAGUGUUGACAUGGACGUUUGCACGACGCCGCUGACUGCGGGGCCGCAUAAAGCACCCCGACCAGUGACCGGAAAACGGAACGCCCAGGGGGUGAGCAAGGGGCUGGUGCGCUCGGAGGGUGCCGGAAUAACGUCAGCGGUGAAAGCCGAUGACGUCAGGAGCCCCCUGAGGAGGAGCCCACGGUUCCAGGGCGAUAGGAUGACGUCCGCAGCCGGGGUGACGUCAGCAGCAAAGCAGACGGGCGUCCGAAGCUCCCCGCUAGGUGGGGGUUCUUCGGUGAGGAAGAGUGAGCGGAUCCAGGACCGGAGCGCAAAGAAGAUGCGGUUAAGCGGUGGGUUUGCGCUGGCAGGUCUCGGAGGCGAGUUGAUCGAUCUGGAGAACGAGGACGAGGAUCUGAUGGAGCCAAACUUUGAGAUCAAUUCUGAGGGCCUCCGGCGGAGUGCGCGAAAGACGGCCGACGGCGCGAAGGAGAGUCCCGGCACAGUCGGGAAGAACCGGUUGAGCUUCAGCGGAGCUGCCGGCCUUUCCGCAGACGUCCGGAACAUGUCCCCCGGCGGGAAGGCGCCGGAGUCCGGCGGAAAGUCGUUCCGCUUCAGCGCCCACAAGUCCACACGGAAAAGCGCCCGGAAGAGGAGCGCCGGCGGGCGUCCGAGCUUUGUUUCCGCGUCGGACGACGGGUCGGGGGAGUUCGCGGCCGCAGGGUUUGGGGGUUUGGCGGCAGAAGCGUCUGCGGGAAACUUGGAUGCGUUCGCGGCUGGUGCAAAGUCCGCACAGAAGAAGACGCCGGCGAAGCGGGGCAACUUGAUCGCAAACGGAAUUACGAGUCUGUUGUCGUUCAUGACGAAGAAGGAGCCGACGGGACCGCCCAUUCCGGGCAACAACAAGAAUACGGUCAAGGGCUCCGUAAAGGCGCUCGAGGCUGCCGAAGCCGCCCGGCGAGAGGAGGCCAGAAGAGCGGAGGAGCGAGAGAAGCGGAAGGCGCUGACGGAGAAGCGGCGGGAGGAGAAGCUCCGGGAGGCAGCCGCCGGUGCAGCGCAGGCCCAGCCUCCUCCCGCAAAGCCAGCCGACGCCGCCCCCGCCCCCGAGCGGCGCACCGUCCCCGGCGCGGCCGCCGUUUCCGCCACCGUUAUCGACCAGAAGCUCCGCCGGGCGAACGAGUUCCGGUCGCGGAUCGAGGACCAGAAAGCGCGGCGCCUGGAAGAGGAUCUGCGGAAGAAGGAAGAGGAGCGGCGCAAGAAGGAGCAAGAUGCGGUGCGGAAGAAGCGGCAGAGAGAGGAGGACGAGAAGAAGGAAAAGGAGGAAAAGCGGCGGCGGCUGGAGGACGCGCAUAAGAUGAAGAAGGACGCCGAGGAGCGGCAGCGAGCGGAGCUGGAAGAGAAGGAGAGGAAGCGGAAGCAGCAGGAGGAGGCCGAGCGGAAGCAGAAGGCGACCGAAGAGGAAGAGCGCCGGCGGCGGCGGAAGGAGAAGGAACUAGAGGCGGAACGGCGGCGGAAGGAGGAGGAAGAGAAGCGGGUGGCCAAGCUGAAGGAGCGGGAGGAGGACCGGAAGCGGCAGGAGGGGCUGUUCAUUCGGCGGAAGGAAGAUGAGCGGAACGAGAAGAUGCUGCGCCCCAACGGGCCCAAGCCCCUCACCCCCAUCAAGACGUACCUGGCGGAGAACGCUGCUUCGGCCAGGCACUCCCCCCUUGUCGGCACGGACAAGAUGAUGCCUCCCCCCAGGACGACGCCCAGCCGCCACGCCAACGCCGACGCCGCAGCUCAGAACCAGUACCUUUCCGCCAACACCGCGAGCCGCAAUCUAAACCCCGCCUCCGGUUACGCUAGCAGCUCGCUGGUGGCCAAGCCCAGCGGCCUGCAGUUUCCCAAACCUGCCGCUAACCCGCCCACUAACCUGCGUGUAACCGGCUGGGAGGACCGCGCCGCAAAAGCCAAGCUCGCCGCCCCGGGGUCUUCUUCUCAGAAGGAUUCAGCCCCCCAUUUCGGGAAGGGCGGGGGCGGUUCCGUUUCCGGGGGGGAGAAUCUGCGCUCGCGGACGCCCCCCCCCGCGGAAGCUGUGGAGAGUUAUGAGAUCUCGCCGUUCAAGGAGGAGUCGAGCGACGAGGAGGAGGAGGAGAACGAGAGCGAGGCGAAAAAGCCAAUCCCGGCGUGGGCGCGCAAGGAGAACCUGGGGCCCGCGCUGCGGCGGCAGAUGGGGAUCGACCCGGACGAGGUGUUCCAGAACAUGAGUGUCAAGACGUGCAGCCUGGACCAAGUGUUCGGGACCAAGGGCAGUAAGAAGAAGAAGGACUUUGGGCGCCGGAGCAGCAGCGGCAACUGGCUAGAGGACCGGCUGACGUGGAAGGAGGAGCUGCAGUAUAAGAAGGGCAUGGGGUACCUCUAGCGGGUUUGCCGUGUCCUCGUCCGCUGGCAUACUAAAUCAAAGCGACCCUGGUAACCAUUGGGGUUUAUGUUGAGCUCCCGAGUUGUACGGCGGGUGAUUCUUUAAUUGAGGCAGCGCAUGCCUUGGCUGCGCAAGGGGCAUCGUUGAUUUGGAUGCUUCGAAAGUAGAUGCUGAGAGCGAUCCGGAACUGUGCAGACGAAAUUUGUUGUGCGCAAAUUCUUAGUUGGAUGUGUAGAUUAGAAAAAAUGGUCAGGAACUUACGAAUGUUGCUUCAAGGGCUCGCACUCUACAAAUUUUUAGUUUCCAAGCCUCUUGACGCGUACUCACACGGCCUGGAUGCAACUCACAAGAGUCGGACAUGCAACGUCAA
Messenger RNA from Klebsormidium nitens, 6686 nucleotides. The record is from the annotation of a GenBank genome assembly. NCBI's taxonomy places the organism in Eukaryota, Viridiplantae, Streptophyta, Klebsormidiophyceae, Klebsormidiales, Klebsormidiaceae.